AUGUGUUCUAGGUUGGAGGGUAAGGUGGCUCUUAUCACCGGGGCAGCAAGUGGUAUUGGAGAAGAGACAGUGAGAUUGUUCGCGGAACAUGGAGCAGUUAUUGUUGCAGCAGAUAUUCAAGAUGAGCAAGGUCAACGACUUGCUGCUUCAAUAGGUUCAGAUAGAGUGACUUAUCACCAUUGCGAUGUGAGAGAUGAAAACCAAGUUGAAGAAACCGUCAAUUUCACUUUGGAAAAACAUGGUCGCAUGGAUAUUUUGUUCAGUAACGCAGGAAUAAUAGGUUCUCUAUCUGGGAUCCUUGACCUUGAUCUGAAUGAGUUUGACAACACCAUGGCCACAAAUGUUCGCGGUGUAGCCGCCACAAUUAAACACUCAGCACGUGCCAUGGUUGCCAAAAGCAUCCGUGGAUCCAUCAUAUGCACCACCAGUGUGGCUGCCACAGUUGGUGGAACGGGUCCUCAUGCUUAUACCACAUCAAAACAUGCUCUUAUGGGGUUGAUGAAAUCAGCUUGUAGUGAACUUGGAGCAUAUGGAAUAAGAGUUAACAGCAUAUCCCCUUUUGGAGUAGCCACACCUCUUGCAUGCAAGGCUUUCAACUUUGAACCUGAGCAAGUUGAAGCUAAUAGCUGCUCACAGGCUAAUCUCAAGGGUGUGGUAUUGAAGGCUAAACAUGUAGCAGAAGCAGCCUUGUUUCUUGCUUCUGAUGAAGCAAUUUACAUCAGUGGUCACAACUUGGCGGUGGAUGGUGGCUUCUCUGUGGUUAAUAGAAGUUAUACUUUCACACCUGUUAACAUGUAG
Molecule: messenger RNA, 798 nt
Organism: Sphenostylis stenocarpa
Lineage: Eukaryota; Viridiplantae; Streptophyta; Magnoliopsida; Fabales; Fabaceae
Source: the annotation of a GenBank genome assembly